Molecule: messenger RNA, 1669 nt
Organism: Rubroshorea leprosula
Lineage: Eukaryota; Viridiplantae; Streptophyta; Magnoliopsida; Malvales; Dipterocarpaceae
Source: the annotation of a GenBank genome assembly
GCAAUAUCCAACCUUUUGAUACAUAUGUAGAUCUACAAAUGGAGAAUAGUGAAUACAGUGAAAGUGAAGAAUUCUGGUCGCUAUGGUUGUUCAAGGAUUACAGUAAUACUGUCUAAUUUAAUCAAUCCCAUCCAUAUAUCUUUGCUUUUCUAGAAAAACUAUUGAGCUUGUAUCUCUUCUUUCUUCCCAUCCUUUCCUUUGUUCUCUUCCAUUAUCUUCUUCUUCUUCUUCUUCUUCUUCUACUUUAAUAUUUUUUAAAUUUUUUACCUUUUUUAUUUUGUCAAUCUUUGAGUUUGCUAGUACAUAUUUUGGAUAUGUUUGUAUAGCCAGUCACCGGUGGGAGCUACGGGAGUCCUGGGUGUUUUAACAUGUUUUAAAAUAUUUGAUGAUGGUACAUAGCGAAGCAUGUAUAUUUAAUUACUGCACGAAACAAACAAAUUGACUAGAUAUUUUAAUCUUGGUCGGCUUUCUAUGCCUAUAAUAUUCUAGCUUUUUUCUCAUUUCUGGGUAGUGUUUAACAUUUUAAAGCAUUUGAUAGUGGUUUCAUAUAUAAAUUCCAUAUAAUAUUAAUCUUUUGCCUUACUGUGCAGUACUAGAAACUUUGCCAAUUUCAGAGACUAUUUGCCAACCUCUAAUACCUAUUCGAAGUAGUGAGCAAACUCUCUUGACAACCGGGGAAUCUCAGCCACUACUAUUACCGGAACAAUUUGUACGAGAAACCUAUCAUCAGAUUUCACCAGUUGUUUCUCAACCUCUAACAUCUAUUCAGGGAGUUGAUGAGCAAACCCUUUUGAUGGCAGGCGAAUCACAGCCACCGCAAGGUAAACCUGCGAAGGAAAAAAAUAUUGUUGGUGAAACUAGGGAAGCAGAACGGCGUGCCAGAAAAAGGGAGAUUGAUAAACAAUAUAGACAAAGACUCAAGCAAACACAACAAGAAGUCAAGAUCGAGAAUGAGAAACUUGCGCUUGCAAAUAAGCAAUUAAAAUUUGAAAAUAGGCAAUUGAAGGGUGAAAUUCAGGAAAAGGAACAAGAAAUUGAACAAUUAAAGAAAGAAAAUCAGGAAAGGGAACAGCAAUGGGAGUCCAAUCUGAAGAAAUGCGCGGAUGGCUUUGAGCAAUUGCAACGUGAAACUCAUGAAAAGGAACAAAUAUUGAAGUCCAUGCAGGAAAGUGAAACGCGAUGGAAGUCCAUGCUGGAUAAAAUGGCGGCCGAGGCUAAUGAUAAAUUGUUAAAAAGUCGAUCUUGUUCUUGUAGCUGUGGUCAACAGUGUAAAACAGAUGCAAUUGAGACUGAAGAUUUGCAAAUUAAUUCAGAACUGGCUCAGAUUCGAAAUGAACGUGAUAAUCUCAAGAAGCAAGAGACGGGCAAACUGUUCCAAGUUGGAGAAACAUUCUUGCAUUUCACGUGCCGUGGCACAGUAGCUACUUGCUGUCCCAAAAGGCAACCUGUGAUUUGCACUUUCUAAUUUCAGAUUCAAUACCUACAUUAACACCACUAACAUACUAACUUCUAACCAUUGUCCUUAUAAAAAAAAAAAAAAAAAAAGAGGUUGGAGAAACAUUCUUGAAAUCUAACACCUCUUCAAUUAUGCAGGUCUUCAAGAAGAUUCUAACAGGAAUGGAUGCAAAGAUAAGAUUUUAUUAUUAUGAAAGAAAGGAAACUGGAUGGA